AUGAUCCCCACCGGCCGCGCGUUGCUUUGGGCCCUGUGGCUGAUCCUGGGGGCCAGGGAGGUAAAAGCCAGGGUCCUUGUCCAGAGCCAGCCCGAAGCGGAUUGGGCUGGUGGCAGUGAAGGGGACGCAGUCACGGCAAGGAUCCCGAACAAGUUCUGGCCCAAUAUCGUGAAAAGGGAUGAACCUGGUUUGGUCGGGAAAACGAUAAAUCCAGAGGAAAAGGAAGAAGACAAACUGGCUGUCCCUGCUGCCGCCGCGCUCUUGGAAGACUCGGUGUCUUCAGUAUCGGGGAACGAGGAAGAACAGAGCCUGGAGGAGAGCCAGGAGCUAGAUGGGGAUGAGCAGCAGAAGGAAGACCAAGAAAAUGACGAGGACCUAGCGCAGGAGGAUAAGGAAGACCAGGACCAAGAACUUAACCAGAAAGAAGAGCAAAAGAAGCAUUCCAGAGACCCAGGGCAGGAUCAGGGUCAAGCGCAGAAUAUCGAGCAGGAGCAGAACCAAGAACAGGGCGAGAUUCAGGAGACAGAGGAGGAUGAACCGCAAGAGGAGCGAGAGGGAGAAGAACAAGGGCGGGAAGAGACUCAAGACCAGAUGCAGGGGCUUGAGGAGCAGAGGCAAAGACAGGAGGAAGAGGGCCAAAAGCAAGAGGAAGCUGGAGGGUUAGAGCAAAGUCGGAGCCUGGGAUAUAAGCUGGAGCAGAUUCAGGUGCAGGUGCAGGGGCUGGAGCAGCCGAAGGCGAAAGAGCAGCCGCGAAUUCAAGUGCAUGCGCAGGGGCUGGCGCAGCCGAAGGUGAAGGAACAGGCGCAGGGGCUGGAGCAGCCUAAGGCGAAGGAACAGCAGCAGAUUCAGGUGCAGGCGCAGGCUAAGGCGAAAGAGCAGCCGCGGAUUCAAGUGCAUGCGCAGGGGCUGGCGCAGCCGAAGGCGAGAGAACGGGCGCAGAUUCAGGUACAGAAACAGGUGAAGGGCCAGCAACGUAUUCCAGUGCACGAGCUGGUGCAGGAGGAAGAGCAGGAGCAGCAGCGGCAGCAAAUUGAGAAUAAGGAGCAGAAGCACGAGCUGCUUCAGGUGGAGGAGCCACAGCGGAUUCUGGUGCAGGAGCUGCCUCAGGCGAAGGAGCCCCAGCAGAUUCAGGUGCAGUCAGUAGAGCAGCAGCCACAGCAGGCGCAGGAGCACCAACAGAUUCAGGAGCAGCCGCAGAUACAACUGCACUUGGAGGGGCAGCAGCCGCCGCCGCCGCCGCAGACCAAAGCACAGGAGCAGGUGCUGGUGCUGGUGCAGGCGCCAGCGUCCACACAAGGGCCAGUGCAGGAGCAAUUGCACCUCAAGGCUCCUGAGCAGGCAAGCCAGGGUCUGGGCCCGGGGCCCAGGAGUAACAGCUCGGGAUUUUUCCCCAGCCCCAGUCUCGGGGCCUAUAAGCCGCAGCAGCUACCAUCCGAACAGGAGUUUUCUGACACAGGUCCAGUUCCUCCGCCAGAGAUGCACCUGAUGAUGCUACCUUGGGGCCCGUGGGAAUGUCAUUGCCCCACGGGUACCAUGAGCCGAGUUCGGGGAGGAAAGUUUUUGGGUUUCACUGGGCGUCUUCGAUCUGGGUCCCUGAGUCGCCUGCAGACCCAGCGCCAGCCCUGCACUUAUGCCCGCUGCCACUGUAACCAGGAGAAGAACGAAUGUCCCUCAGACUACGUCUCUUGCUCUUCCACCCCUGGUGCCUGCAACUACCGGGCUUCCCUGAACCCAUUGGAGAGUCCAGAAAACACCGUCAACGAAACGACAUUUUGGAAGCAAGUCCGAGAGGGGCUAGAAGAAGUUUGGGUAGGACUCCAAUCUCUGGUGACUAAGGAGAAAAGGGUGAGCAUUAGGGAUAAAUGAAGAAAUGAAUGAGGCAUUUAUUAUUAAGCACUUGCUAUGAGCAAAGCACUGGGGAUUCCAAGAAGACAGCCCCUCCUCUAAUGAUUUAUCAGAUCCAUGGUUGUUACUAGUUUUAUAUCAAUAUUUGAUUUAUCAUUAUGUGCCAGUCAUUGAAAUCAACAUAUUUAGGUACUAGCUAAUAAUUUCUCAUCAAACAACUCUUGAUUGUUCUCUGACCAAUCUUUGUUGGCCAUUUUGUUAUCAAAAAUGACUGAGAUUAUUCAAAGCAAUCAUUGUACAGAUUAAUCCUUAAUAAAUGGAAACUGACCCAUUGAUAAUUAGAUGUGGAUGGAUCAAUGAUUUAUCAAUUUGUUGGCUAGAGCAGUUCAAACAGCACCUACUGACUGGGUAAUGAUGUAUUUUACACUGACUAGCAUAAUUCCUUUAUUUGAGGAGUAGGAUGAUUUUUCAGUAUAAGGAUAACGUCCUGUAAACGUAUACAUUUGUCUCUGUCCCUGCCUAUUCAUUCCUAUCUCUCCCCCUUAAUGGGUCUCUUUACAUACCUGUAAAUGUCCAAUGAGAGUAUAAAGCAUAAAUUAAGUAGAUUCCCUUGUAUUCUAAGUAGGAGUGGAAUGUUUCAAAGCUUUGUAUUUUCCCCAGUACUUAAACCCAAGACAUUAUCUUGUAAGGUGGUUGUAGGUAGUGCUGUGGUUAGGGAGGGCAGUAUCAAUAGAAUGGUAAGUGGAGGACAAGUCAAGGGGAAGGGAUAAUAUACAAAUGUGAUUGUAAUUUCCCCCUUUCUCUUCCCUGCCUAGAUAAAGAGAAACCAGAGGUGAUGGCCAUGUCUAUGUCCAGCCCCAGAGGAAGAGGAGGGGGUGUCAGCACCCUUUCCUCCUUCCACUCCCACUUCUAACUUUCCACAUCCUAUGGAUAUCUUUUGUAAAGUAAUAAAG
Trichosurus vulpecula (common brushtail) is the source of this 2798-nucleotide messenger RNA. It is a transcript of the gene C7H1orf56, whose product is annotated as chromosome 7 C1orf56 homolog. The record is from RefSeq and is a predicted model, not a curated record. The transcript has a single exon. The coding region runs from base 1 to 1866 and encodes 621 amino acids. Lineage: Eukaryota; Metazoa; Chordata; Mammalia; Diprotodontia; Phalangeridae. Gene Ontology annotation, biological process: regulation of cell population proliferation.